AGGGCCACGGGAAGCUGACGGUGUUCUCAGUGAAAGCCAUGCUGGCCACCAUGUGCGGUGGGAAAAUCCUGGACAAGCUCAGAUAUAUUUUCUCUCAGAUAUCAGAUUCCAACGGACUAAUGAUAUUUACCAAGUUUGACCAGUUUCUGAAGGAAGUUCUGAAACUCCCAACAGCCGUGUUUGAGGGGCCUUCCUUUGGGUACACGGAGCACUCCGUACGGACCUGCUUCCCACAGCAGAAGAAGAUCAUGCUAAACAUGUUCUUGGACACGCUGAUGGCUGAUCCUCCUCCCCAGUGCCUUGUGUGGCUCCCUCUCAUGCACAGACUCGCCCAUGUUGAAAAUGUCUUCCACCCCGUGGAGUGCUCGUACUGCCACUGUGAGAGCAUGAUGGGAUUCCGGUACCGGUGCCAGCAGUGCCACAACUACCAGCUCUGCCAGAACUGCUUCUGGAGAGGCCACGCCAGCGGCCCCCACAGCAACCAGCACCAGAUGAAGGAGCACUCCUCCUGGAAAUCCCCGGCGAAGAAGCUGAGCCACGCCAUCAGUAAGUCCCUGGGCUGCGUCCCCAGCAGGGAACCCCCCCGGCCCGUCUUCCCCGAGCAGCCAGAAAAGCCACUCGACCUGGCCCACAUCGUCCCUCCUCGGCCUGUGAGUAACAUGAACGAGCCCGUGGUGACCCACGUGUCCUCCGGAGCGCCCACGCCCACCAAAAGGUCCCAGCCCAGCCCGGACCCCCCCAGCGUGGUGGCCGACGAGCACUCCCUGAUAGCCACCUACGUGAGCCGGCUGCAGCGCGGGGCACGUGUCCUGGACAGCCCAGGGCGGCUGGACGAGGAGCACCGGCUGAUCGCCAGGUACGCCGCGCGACUCGCCGCCGAGGCCGGCAAUGCCCCCCGCCCGCCCACAGACCUGGGCUUCAGCUUUGAUGCCAACAAACAGCAGCGGCAGCUGAUAGCGGAGCUGGAAAACAAAAACAGGGAGAUACUCCAGGAGAUUCAGCGGCUCAGGCUGGAACAUGAACAGGCCUCUCAGCCCACCCCCGAGAAGGCCCAGCAGAACCCGACCUUGCUGGCUGAGCUCAGGCUCUUACGGCAGAGGAAGGAUGAGCUGGAGCAGAGGAUGUCAGCGCUUCAGGAAAGCAGAAGAGAACUGAUGGUGCAGCUGGAAGGGCUGAUGAAGCUGCUCAAAGAAGAAGAGCAAAAGCAGGCAGCGCAGGCGGCGGGCUCGGCUCAGCCCUCGCCCACCCACGGCCGCCCCAUCCCGAUGCCCGUCAGAUCCAGCUCCGCCGGGUCCACCCCCACCCACGGCCCGCAGGACGCGCUCGCUGGAGUCGGGGGGGACGUGCAGGAGGCCUUCACACAAGGUACGAGGAGGAACCUCCGCAAUGACCUGCUGGUGGCGGCCGAUUCCAUCACCAACACCAUGUCCUCGCUGGUGAAGGAGCUUCACUCAGCAGAGGAAGAAGACGAAGAAGAAACAGGGAAGCUGCAGAACGGGAAGGACCGAGGUUAGAAGGGCAGCAGAGGCUGGACAGCAAUUCAGGCACGGAGGUUGCGCUUGCGAUCGAGGGACGUCUGCCAUCCCUGGGAAGGGGCACGUUCCAGCCCAUCCAUCACCAUCGUGCAACUGUGACCGAUCUCCACCACCUGCUGCCAACACAGCUCUCCCAGAGCCACCUGGAGGGCUCUCCCAGAACCACCCGGGGGGCUCUCCCCAAAACACCCGGAGGACUCUCACCUGCCCUUAGGCCAUUGCAUGUUCCCUCGGUGUGUUUCCCAGCGAUGACCACACCAUGUCCCACCCGGCUCAGCGAGUCAUGGGAGGCUUAAAAAAAAACAAAAAAACAAAAAAAAAACCAACCUGAAAGGAA
Messenger RNA from Empidonax traillii (willow flycatcher), 1872 nucleotides. RefSeq names its product dystrobrevin beta. The coding region runs from base 39 to 1514 and encodes 491 amino acids. Lineage: Eukaryota; Metazoa; Chordata; Aves; Passeriformes; Tyrannidae. Gene Ontology annotation, cellular component: plasma membrane; synapse. The record is from RefSeq and is a predicted model, not a curated record. The transcript is spliced from 17 exons. Gene Ontology annotation, biological process: synaptic signaling. Gene Ontology annotation, molecular function: zinc ion binding.